AUGCUGUGCGUGGCUGUGAGCGAGGCUAGUGCCGCUACCCGCGCUGGACCUGCAAUGUCUCCCAACCCCCUCCCCAUCCCUCGCCCGCUUCGCCCCGUACCACCGCGCCCCGCGCAGCGAGGGCUCCCAAAGCGUGACACGUGCAACGCCUGGUUGCAGCCGUACUCGCGUGGGCUGGCCAGCUCGAUGCUGUGCGUGGCUGUGGCGCUGGGGCGGCUGCUGUGGACGGCGUGCGGCCACCAGGGGCUGUGGUGGGCGGGGCUGGUGCCGCUGCCCGUGCUGGCCGUGCAAUGGCUGCUGCGCCGCUACAUGCCCGAGACGCCGGACUUCCUGGAGAACGUGGGUCGCCCCAGCGAAGCCGUUGACGUGCGCAGGCAGCUGCACGGCGCGCAAUCGGAGAGCGCGCCGGGGACGUGGCGGAUGGAGCGCCUCAUGUCCCCGGAGCCGAGGACGAGGCGAGGCGAGGGCGAGGCCGAGGCCGGGGGCGCCCGCGGCGCCAACGCCGCCAAGGGCCGCGCCGCGCGCGCGCCGCGCGACUACGUGGAGCUGGUGCGGCUGAAGCGCCGCCUGCAGGCCGCCGCGCGCCGCCGCCAGCAGCAGAGCCGCCGCCGCGCCAUCGCCGUCUCCGCCGGCCUCUUCGUGCUCGCGCCCCUCGCCGCCACAGACGUGCUGCGCUUCUACGUGGAGGAGUAUAUACACAAGAUUGGUGAAUCUGAAAUUAGCAUGGCAGCUGUAAUUGGAAUAAUGGAAGUCACUGCAAUGCUAUUGUCUGCUGGAUUUGUUGAUUGCAUGGGUCGCCGUGCACUACUCUUUAUCUCUACUUUAGGAUUGGCAAUAAUUCAUUCUGGAUUAUCAGUAAUUGCUGGCCAUGAGAGAAAUUCUUCCCCAUGGCUAUUUAUUUUCCUUUCAGGUUUAUUUUUUGCAUAUGAUAUAGGCCUUGGUUCUGUACCAUGGGUUGUUUUAAGUGACAUGUUACCAGCAAAUGGGAGAGCACAUUUAAGUGGGAUAAUUGUCCUCCUCCAUUCAUCUGUAAUUUCUGGUUUAAUUUACCUCUUUCCCAUUUUUCAUUCAAAUGUAGGAGAUAAAUGGACCUUCAUAAGUUUGGUAUUUAUAUCCUUGGCUAACAACGUUUACGUAGGUCACUUGCUCAAAGAAACAAAAAAGAGAACACUGGAAGAAAUAGAGAAAGAGCUGGAAAAAGUUGAAUCUUCAAGUGAAAGCUCAGAGGAUUCAGAAAUAGAGUGGUCAUAA
Gryllus bimaculatus (two-spotted cricket) is the source of this 1251-nucleotide messenger RNA. The record is from the annotation of a GenBank genome assembly. NCBI's taxonomy places the organism in Eukaryota, Metazoa, Arthropoda, Insecta, Orthoptera, Gryllidae.